Molecule: messenger RNA, 755 nt
Organism: Verticillium alfalfae VaMs.102
Lineage: Eukaryota; Fungi; Ascomycota; Sordariomycetes; Glomerellales; Plectosphaerellaceae
Exons: 4
Coding region: 343-501 (52 amino acids)
Source: RefSeq, a predicted model, not a curated record
CAAAAGACCACCAGGCCGGCCUGACGAGACCUGUCGCGCAGCUCGGCACCGCUUUACUUGGCUCCGCCAACGGGAUCAUCUCUCCACCGCGCCCUCCUUCUCCAUUAGCGACCAACUUGAUCGGCCGAGGCGCUCAGCAAACGUUACUGUCGAAGUCUGUUGUGGUUUUUAAGGGAGGCGAUCCUCCCAUCGCGAACUGCCAGCGACCACGGCCAAACGAACCGCUCGCGAUCGACACGCUGUCUCAUUAUUGCAUCGGUUGAUUUAGUCAUGGCACUCGAAGGGCCAUUGCGAUCGUCCAUCGGUAGCCAGCUCUCGGGGUUCUCUCACCAUCACAAAGACAUGUCUGUCUCGUCGCCAGACUUCGGAGGCUCCCCACUCGCCCUUCAUCAGCAUGUCUUCGGCGAGCUCAGAUCGCUCGGCUCCGUACUCCAACUCCCUGCGACCGAGCUCCAUCCAAAGGCUUCCCGUCAGCAAUAUGAAUCUCAUGAGCCCCAGUGAUAUCGUCGGCCCCUCGCCAGUUACCUCGAACGGAACUGAAACAACCGAGAUCGAGGAUGAAGAAGCGGAAGAGAAUGAUGCCCACAUCAUGGCUCAUGCAUCGUCUCCUCCACAGCUUCGAAUGCUGGCGACGAAUUUGCCCGAUCACCUGCGACAGCCGACAACCGAAGAAGCAGUCUCCGUGAUACACGCUCCUGAGAGCUUCCAGGCAUGGACUUCUUCUGAGCCGACAACAAAGUCAGAGCACACCAGCA